Molecule: messenger RNA, 947 nt
Organism: Zerene cesonia (dogface butterfly)
Lineage: Eukaryota; Metazoa; Arthropoda; Insecta; Lepidoptera; Pieridae
Gene: Pa1
Product: PAXIP1-associated glutamate-rich protein 1
Exons: 1
Coding region: 91-549 (152 amino acids)
Source: RefSeq, a predicted model, not a curated record
ACUCCAUCAAUGUCAUUUGGUAUUUUAGAAAAUAUAAACAAAUACCGAAAAAUUUAAAAUUCAUCUGUAUUAAAUUGUUAAAUAUUAAAUAUGAGUUCUGAUAUUCAAGGAGACGAUUGGGAUUUACCAUGUUCGGAUGACGAGCUUUCAAAAUGCGGUAUAACAAUCGGAAAAAGUUGGAUGCCAGACCCAAAUGAACUGGAAGAACUUUAUAAGACAAUAGAGAUAAAAGGAACAUUGAAUUUAGAGUGGAAAUGUCCCGGGCGACGGGCUCCUUCACCCGUAGCAGUGAGCCAAGAGAAUCAACCCGAAGCGAUGCAAACCUCGCCAGUUAGGGAAGAGAAAUCGGACUUUGACUUCAUGGAUGAGAUGGUGCACAAUUCUCUUCAUUUGCGAGUAAGAAGGGAAGGAGAAGAUACGCUUAGAGGCUCAGCUAAGAAGAAAACCACUUCGUUUGAUGGUAUUUUAUCAAACAUGAUAAGGCACAAGAGGAUUGAGCAAUUGGAAAAGCAAGCCACAACACCAACUUCGCAAUCAAAUAGUACUUGAUAUUAUCUCAGCGAGUGAUAUAAGCAAGUAAAAGGGUUGGAUAUUACAUAUAUUUUGAAGGUGAUGAUCAUUGAAGAACUUAAAAGCCAGGCGUAUUAUAUUUAAUACAUAAGGGAAGGGCCUAUAUUCCCAAUAUUAUAAGAUUGUAUUUUAUUUAAGAAAGCUUAUGCAAAGUCUGUUAUGCCUGUAACAUUUCCUGUAUGAUGAUAUGUUGGAACAUGGCUGAUAUAUAAUUUAUUUGAUUAUAUGAGUAAAUUAAUCUCUUCAAAAGAAGUAACUGAUGGCUGACUGAGAUUCCUCAAAAAUAAACAUUUACACUAUUCACAUUGAUUCAACAUCCUGGGGCUUAAAUUUUUUAAAGACUCAGUUUAUACAAUAAUUCAAUUACAAUUAAUGAU